GAAGAAAAGUAGGUCUCACGUCCAGAAAUUCAUCCUUGCUGAGGAUGCCCUUGGCGAGACACCCUUAUUGGAAUUUCAGGACAUGUAUUAAAAGUGCUGAGCAUUUCCUGAAAGCUGCGGAAAAUGACCAAGUCCCAGGGCUUGUCAUUCAAUGAUGUGGUUGUGGAUUUCAGCUGGGAAGAGUGGAAGCUGCUAGACACUGUUCAGAAGAACCUCUACUGGGAUGUGAUGUUAGAAAAUUAUCGCAACCUAGUAUCACUGGGUUAUCAGGCGACCAAGCCAGAAGCAGUGGCCCAGUUGGGGAAAGGAGAACAAGGAAUAGUGGAGAGAAAAUCCCCAAGUCCUGAAUUAAUGUGGCAAGUUUAUGAUUGGAAUCAGGAAGAAAUUGAGAAGGAUGAACCUGUAAAGAAAGAUCGUGAAAAUAAUGCAUUGGGAAGAAUAUUUUCUCUGAGCCAAAACUUUGUUCCAUUUAUAGAAAGACCUCUUAAAUAUUUUUCAAGAGGACUAAGUUUGAAACAAAAUUCAGAUUCAAAUUUUCAAAGUAAAAACUAUGCAGAAAUGAACUUGGAUGAGUUAAAUGGCCACGGGAAAUCAUUUCUCCAUUUACUACAGAAAACCUCCCACACUCAAUCCCAGUACUAUGAACACAAUUUGUGUGUGAAGGCUUUCAGUGUGGUGACAAGUCUUAAAAGACAUCGCAGACUUCGCACAGAAGGGAAACCUUAUGAAUGCAGUGAAUGUCCAAAAUCCUUCAGAUACAAAUCAAAGCUCACAAUACACCAGAGAACUCACACAGGAGAGAAGCCAUACAGAUGCAGUGAAUGUCAGAAAGCUUUCAGUACAAAAUGUCAUCUCACUCUGCACUGGAGAACUCACACGGGAGAGAAACCCUACAGAUGUACUGAGUGCCAGAAAUCUUUCAGAACAAAGUAUCAUCUCAUGUUACACCAUAGGACUCAUACAGGAGAGAAACCCUAUGAAUGCAAAGAAUGUGGAAAAGCUUAUAGGGAGAAGACAAAGCUCAGAUUGCAUUACAGAGCACAUACAGGAGAGAAACCUUUUGAGUGUAGUGAUUGUGGGAAAGGUUUUAUGCAGAAGUCAAACCUGAUUAUCCACCAAAGAAUUCAUACAGGACAUAAACCCUAUGGAUGCAGAGAAUGUGAAAAGGCUUUCUGUAGUAAGUCUCAGCUUGUUGUUCACCAGCAAUUCCAUACAGGAGGAAAAUCCUAUGAAUGCAGGGAAUGUGGGAAAGGCUUCAGUAAAAACUCACACCUCAUAACACACCAGAGGAUUCAUACAGGAGAGAAACCUUAUGAAUGCAGUGAAUGUGGAAAAGCAUUUGUACACACAUCACAGCUCAUUGUACAUCAGAGAAAUCAUACAAGAAUAAAACCUUACGAAUGCAAGGAAUGUGGGAAAGCUUUUAGUAAGAAGUCACACUUCAUAACGCAUCAAAGAAUUCAUACAGGAGAGAAGCCCUACGAAUGCAGUGACUGUGGAAAAGCUUUUAUAGAUAAGUCACAGCUUAUCGUUCAUCAAAGAACUCAUACAGGAGAGAAACCUUAUGCAUGCAAGGAAUGUCAGAAGGCCUUUAAUAAAAAGUCAUCCCUCAUAACACAUCAGAGAAUUCAUACAGGAGAGAAACCCUACGAAUGCAGUGUCUGUGGAAAAGCUUUUAUUGAUAAGUCACAUCUCAUUGUUCAUCAGAGAACCCAUACAGGAGAGAAACCCUAUGAAUGCAGUGAAUGUGGGAAAACUUUCAUACGAAAGGCAAUGCUCAUUGUCCAUCAGAGAACGCAUACAGGAGAGAAGCCCUUUGUGUGUCUGGAAUGCCAGAAGGCCUUUAGCAGUAUGGCAAUGCUCAGUAGACAUCAGAUGAUUCAUACAGGAGAGAAACCCCAUGGAUGCAGUGAAUGUGGCAAAGCUUUCCGCCAAAAAAGCCAUCUUACUAUCCAUCAACGAUGCCAUACUGGAGAGAAACCCUAUGGGUGCAUUCCAUGUGGUCAAAUCUUCAACCAGAAGUCACAGCUCAUUCGACAUCAGAGACGUCACACAGGAGAGAAACCGUAUCAGUGCACUCAGUGUGGGGAAGCUUUUCUUGAGAAAUCAGACCUCAGUGUCCAUCAGGUAAGUCAUGCAGGCCAGAGACCAUAUCAGUGCAGCGAGUGUGGGAAAACUUUCUCUGUCAAAUUCCUUCUCAGUUCCCAUGAGGAAAUUCAUACAGGAAAGAAAUCUCAGGAACACAGUGCUGGAACGGCUUUAGGGAGGUGAGAAUUCACAGAGGAGUUACCUUAUGGACGCAGUGAAAAUUCAGGUAUUUCAUUAAUUUUGACCUUUGUAAGUUCCAGGAAACUUACCCAGGAGAGAAAUCUUUUUUUUUUUUUUAAUUAAGGUAUCAUUGAUAUACACCCUUAUGAAGGUUUCACAAGAAAAACAAUGUGGUUAUUACAUUCACCCUUAUUAUCAAGUCCCCCUAAAUCAUACCCCAUUGCAGUCCCUGUCCAUCAGUGUAGUAAGAUGCCACAGAGUCCCUACUUAUCUUCUCUGUGCUACACUGUCUUCCCUGUGACCCCUCCACACCAUGUGCCUGCACCAAUCAUCAGGAGAGAAAUCUUUUAAAUGCAGAGAAUAAUGGAAAAUUAUCCACAAUAAGUGUAGUCUGCUGGGUAAUUAGAGAAAGGCGAUGUGAAUGCGUUGAAAAGUCAGAACCUUUUUUGAGAAGUGAAAUUCCAUGAUACAUCACACAGAAAUGAAACUUUUUGAGUCCAGCAAAUAUUUUUUAUAGGUCUUCAUAAUAUAGUUCAUUUUUGUUGAGGAAAAACCUCACUAAUGUUGUGAAUGCUGGAGUACCUUCCAAACAUGGAUUUUCAUGCCAAAGAAUACAGAAGAAAUGAAGACUUGUGAUAAGGGGUGCCUGUGGCAUGAAGUCCAAACUUCUUGCACUUUUGCAUCAGAUAAUGUUUAUUAAAGAGAGUGACUAGUGUAAUGACCAUAGUGCGGGAAAGAUGGCUUAUAUAUAAAGAAUUUUAUAGUAAAAAAUAGGAUUCUGUCACAUUGCCAUGUUAUUUAUAGAAAAUAGAACACAGCAGUUAUGAAGAGCAGAUAACUUUAGCAUGCCAAAUAACACUUCAUUCAUGUUUGAAUAUGUUGUACAGUUACAAUAUAAGUGAAGAAAAGUCCCAUAUAUAUAUGUGUGUGCUUUGUCUCUGUACUUUUGUAAAACAUGUAUAAUUUUCAAAUUUCACAAGAUUGUGAAAGAAAGUUGUUUACUGUGAAAUUCUUGUUCCAGGUUUUAUGUGUAGUAUGCACCAAAAAAUGCCAACAUUGUACAUUUUUGUAUAUCCUAUAAAUUGCAAGGCAAGUAUUUGGGCUUAAGAUUAAACAAGACUGUAAUAUAACACAGUUUGUGCUUUUCCCCCCCUCUUUUACUGUUUACUGGUAUAUUUAAAUGGAUCUGGUAGCUCUCUUCAGCCU
This is a messenger RNA of Manis javanica (Malayan pangolin), 3474 nucleotides long. RefSeq lists its product as uncharacterized. NCBI's taxonomy places the organism in Eukaryota, Metazoa, Chordata, Mammalia, Pholidota, Manidae. Gene Ontology annotation, cellular component: nucleus. Gene Ontology annotation, biological process: regulation of transcription by RNA polymerase II. Gene Ontology annotation, molecular function: DNA-binding transcription activator activity, RNA polymerase II-specific; RNA polymerase II cis-regulatory region sequence-specific DNA binding. The record is from RefSeq and is a predicted model, not a curated record.